UACUUUCUACUGAUGAAACGGUCACCAUGGCCUCCGCCAGCAAGAGGCAAGCGUCGUUGGCCGCCACCAAUCGCGAGACAUUUUGGAAUAGCAUCAGUAAAGCCACAAAUGACGAACUCGGGCCUAGAUUUGAACGGAUUUUGGUGUCUGUUAUACUGUAUUGUCUAUAUCAUGAACGAAACUGCCUGUUCUUCUCUCCUCAUUCUGUUCUCGGCAUCUCUUUCGACUUUCAAUUCCAAUUUCACUUACUACAGCUUGAACAAUGGGUGAAAGAGCUCCGUCGAUUGCUCCUUCUGUCGCGUCUUCCACACCAUCCAGCAGUUGGAAAGGAUGGUUGUGGGAUUCUGCUGAUGUCUCGAAAGAGGAAAGAAGAUUUCUCUUAAAACUGGAUUUCACCCUUUUGACAUUUGGAACACUUGGAAUGUUGAUCAAAUGGAUCGAUACCUCCAAUAUCACGAAUGCGUUCGUCUCUGGAAUGAAGGAAGACCUCAAUCUAUAUGGGAACCAGUAUAACUAUAUUGUCGUUGCAUGGACUGUGGGCUACAUCAUUGGGCAAUGGCCAUCCAACUUCAUCUUGACUCGAGUCCCUGCUCACAUUUGGAUCCCCUUCCUCGAGAUUGGUUGGACAAUCUUCACCUUCAGCCUUGCUGGCGCAAAGUCAUACUCGGCGAUGCUGGGUAUUCGGUUUGUCGUCGGUCUCUUCGAAGCAGGUUACUGGCCCGCUCUAUACUAUAUCCUCGGCAGCUGGUACAAUAAACGUGAACUUGCAAAGCGCAACGGUAUCUUGCAAUCGGCAGUAUCAAUUGCUCCAAUUUUCAGUGGCUUCUUGCAAGCUGGAAUCUACAAAUCGCUCAAUGGUCAUGCUGGACUAGCUGGAUGGAGGUGGCUAUUCGUCAUCAACGGUAUCAUCUCACUACCAAUUGCCAUCCUUGCUUACUUCUGCUUGCCCGACACCCCCGGCACUGCGAAGCCGAAUUGGUUGUUUUCCGAACGUGAAAUUGAACUUGCCAGGGAGAGAAUGGCGAGAGUUGGCCGUACCCCUGAGGGCAAGCCUUAUUCCGCCAAAGUCAUCCUCAGCUACUUCCUCAGCUGGAAGACGGUGCUCUUCACGCUCAUAUUCACGAUGCAACCGUUUGGAAGUCAGCCAUUCACUGCGUUUGUCUUCUGGCUCAAAGCACACAACAAGAAGGGCCAACCUGCCGUCUACAGUGUCGCCCAAAUCAAUGAGUAUCCGACAAUUGGCAACGCCUUUACUUGCGCGUACUCUCUGGUUGCAGUCUGGGUUUCCGAUGGACCUUUGAGAGGCCGGCGCUGGCCGAUCAUCAUCUUCUCGAACCUCAUCGCCAUUGUCGUCUUCGUGCUACUCGCUGUAACACCUGUGUUCGGCCCGUUCUCUCAUCGAGCACCUUUGUAUAUCGUGUCAUCGAUUGGAGGAAGCAUGGUCCCACUGACCAUGGCCUGGAUGGCAGAGUUGAUCUCGGACAAUGCUGAGCAAAGAGCCUUUACUGCCGCCGCCAUGAACACUCUUCAAUAUACCUUCACUGCGUGGAUACCUCUCGUUUGGUUUCAACAGGUCCACCAGCCUAACGUCACGGCUGGUAACAGAGCAGCUGCAGUAGUGGCCGGCUUCAACGUGAUUGUGUUCGCGACUAUUGCCGUGCUGGCCCAUCGGGAGAAGCUACAAAAGAAACAGAACCACGAACUUGCACCGCCUCCUACUCCAUCGGAUCUACCUUCGCCCAUCAUCUCCGACGGCGACGAGAAGAAGGUGCAUUUGGGUGUCAAUACAGUCGAGAUUUGAGAUAUACCACGUUGCAGCUUGCCCGCAGGCUAGGAUAAAAGACAAGUUCGAGGAGGGGACGAUGCAGAGAGAGUAGUGGUAAGGGACAGGGAGUUGAUGAGAUUGUAUGGGGGUUGGGCG
Messenger RNA from Exophiala viscosa, 1921 nucleotides. RefSeq names its product putative pantothenate transporter liz1. Gene Ontology annotation, biological process: transmembrane transport. The transcript has 12 exons. The record is from RefSeq and is a predicted model, not a curated record. NCBI's taxonomy places the organism in Eukaryota, Fungi, Ascomycota, Eurotiomycetes, Chaetothyriales, Herpotrichiellaceae. Gene Ontology annotation, cellular component: membrane. Gene Ontology annotation, molecular function: transmembrane transporter activity. Bases 263 to 1801 code for a protein of 512 amino acids.